Messenger RNA from Cucurbitaria berberidis CBS 394.84, 1293 nucleotides. Its product is annotated as F1-ATP synthase assembly protein. The transcript has 2 exons. Gene Ontology annotation, cellular component: mitochondrion. NCBI's taxonomy places the organism in Eukaryota, Fungi, Ascomycota, Dothideomycetes, Pleosporales, Cucurbitariaceae. Gene Ontology annotation, biological process: mitochondrial proton-transporting ATP synthase complex assembly. The record is from RefSeq and is a predicted model, not a curated record. Bases 202 to 1089 code for a protein of 295 amino acids.
AUUCGCCCAGCACUUGCAACGCUGCGUCUGUCAGCCCCGCGAAGAGCCUACCGCCCCCUCUAUCAAUGCCUCCAUACCUCUGCGGCUCGACGAGCAACGCCAUUGUCGCAUCCCUCAGUGCCUGGUCCUCCGCCAGAGACACCCUCGGCAGAGCCUUCUGAUGCAUCAGCUCGGGUUGCGAGGAAGAGGAAGCAGGCGGACAUGAUGAAGCAGGCUCGCGAGAUGCGCGAGAUCUAUUCACCCUCCAACAAGCCCAAGAGCAUGCUCGCGAAGCGCUUCUGGAAGGACGUCCACGUCAAGGAAGGCGAAGGUGGCCUGCAGGUGUUCCUCGACCACAGACCUGUUCGCAUGUCCAACAAGCAGGUUCUCACCGUCCCCCCAUCCAAGCACCAGCUGGCUACGGCCAUUGCCCUCGAAUGGGACCUCCUUAUGAGCGCCCAGCAAGCGCUCAAGGCCGACUACAUUCCCAUGACCUCGCUCGCCGCACGCGCACUUGACAUCGAGGCAGCAGACGCCGCAGGGAGGACCAAUGUCAGGAACGAUAUCCUCAGAUACAUGAUGCGGGUUCUGGCUACCGACACGCUGCUUUGCUGGGCCCCAGAAAAAGUCUUGAACGAUUCUCUGCAGGAUGGAAAGACGCUCAGGGAGCUUCAGGAGGAGGUGGCCACACGCAUCAUUUCCUACCUCACGACACAUGUCUGGCCAGGCGUCGAGAUCGCGCCGACACUUGACCCAGACAGCAUCAUCCCCGUAGCGCAGUCAGAGACGACACAACAGGUGAUCCGCGGAUGGUGUGCUGGGCUUCCAGCCUUUGAGCUCGCUGGCCUCGAACGCGCAGUGCUUGCUUCCAAGAGUCUACUUGUCAGCGUUCGACUGAUUCACGAAUGGGCCGAAGCGUUUGCGCAAUCGCCAAAGGCAACUGACACGGCUCGGUUCGGCAUCGAGGAAGCGGCUGAGGCGGCGAGCUUGGAGGUUCGGUGGCAGACUACGCAGUGGGGAGAGGUCGAAGAUACGCACGAUGUCGAGAAGGAGGACCUGCGGAGACAGCUUGGAAGUGCCAUCCUGCUGGUUAGCGGUCAGUCUUCGUAGUGGAAACGAACGCGUAAGACGAUAAUGUAUAGAAUAUAAUAGAGAACGCUGAAGGCUCUCAGUAUAUUAUGUAAAGACUCUGUCUACAAAAUUCGUCGAAGCCACCCAGGCUAUACUAAGAGGUAAUGAACGAGACGAUCAUAGUGUGCUUGGGCGCAUACACUUGAACAGUAGCUACGCCGUUACAUUGAUUGUUUCAAAGCA